GUCACGGUCGUGGGGGAAGGCGCCCCCCCUCCGCCCCGCCCUGCCCCGCCCCUCCGCUUCCUCCCGGGCUCUGGCACUGGGGCCGCUCUGGGCAGAGGAGCAGCAGCGAGCCCAGCGGCGGCAGCAGCAACCAUGGCAGGGGAAAAGUUGGAGCAGUGCCAGCGGCAGGCGGACGAGGUGACGGAAAUCAUGCUCAACAACUUUGACAAGGUCCUGGAGCGCGAUGGGAAACUCUCGGAGCUGGAGCAGCGUUCAAACCAACUCCUGGACAUGAGCUCAGCGUUCAGCAAGACAACCAAGACCCUGGCCCAGAAGAAGCGAUGGGAGAACAUCCGUUGGCGUGUCUGUUUGGGGCUGGUGGUGGGCGGUGGCCUGCUCAUCAUCCUGAUUGUGUUGCUGGUCAUCUUUCUCCCACAGAGAAGUGAGGGCAGCAGUGGCCCACAGGCCCAGGACUCAGGUCCUGCCUCGAGCCCUGGGGGCUGACCCACUUGGGCCUGGAGAGGCCAAAUGGCCACACUGGCUGAUUCUGGUCCCCAAAGAACAUUGGCACCUGCUCCUAUCUGAGCCACCCGAGUGAGCGCCUGAAGGCAGCUCCAAAGUGUGCACCUUUGCAUCUCCCAUCACGCCACUGACUGGCCCUGAGGGCAACCUGCUGCACUGGCCACGCCAGGCCAGCCCCACUUGGAGCUCAGUAAACACUGCUGCUUGGUUAAAAA
This is a messenger RNA of Pipistrellus kuhlii (Kuhl's pipistrelle), 716 nucleotides long. RefSeq names its product vesicle associated membrane protein 5 (gene VAMP5). Bases 133 to 483 code for a protein of 116 amino acids. Lineage: Eukaryota; Metazoa; Chordata; Mammalia; Chiroptera; Vespertilionidae. Gene Ontology annotation, cellular component: plasma membrane. The transcript is spliced from 3 exons. The record is from RefSeq and is a predicted model, not a curated record. Gene Ontology annotation, biological process: Golgi to plasma membrane protein transport.